GGCGCCGGCUCAGGUACGGGAGGAGAAGACGGGAGGAGAAGGCGGGAGGCGACCGGUCUCUUUGUGAGGAGGGUGGUGAAAUCCAGGACUGUGCCUACUUGGACAGCGAAAGCGCCUACAGCGAGUCCGAGCUGUUUCCUGAUGAGGACGGGAUGACUCUGGCACAGCAGGAGGUUCACCAUGAGUCUGACAUGGACAGUGCUAUCGAGAGUGCCCAGAGCUCGGAGGCCUCUGACGUUUGUCGGAGCGAAGAGAAGGAUGGUGUGCUUGGUGACCUGUUUCUGCCUGGUGACAAGUCAAGUCCUCACAACCCUUCUGCAGCAUCUGACCUCUCAACUUAUUCCACCGCCUCUCUGAUCAGUAAUGAAGAACAGUUUGAAGACUAUGGGGAAGGAGAUGAUGUGGAUUUUACUCCCAGUAGCCCAUGCCCUGAUGAUGACACCAGAACCAACGCCUACUCUGACCUUGGCUCAUCUGUAUCUUCCAGUGCUGGCCAAACACCCCGCAAAAUGAGGCAUGUCUAUAACAGCGAGUUACUGGAUGUUUACUGCUCACAGUGCUGCAAAAAGAUAAAUCUACUCAACGAUUUGGAGGCCAGGCUGAAAAACUUGAAAGCAAACAGCCCCAACAGGAAAAUAUCAAGCACAGCUUUUGGAAGACAACUCUUCCACUACAGUAACUUCAGCAGCAGUAAUGGCAGCACAGAAGACCUAUUCAGAGACAGUAUAGACUCCUGUGAUAACGAUAUCACUGAAAAGGUGACGUACCUAGAAAAAAAAGUGACAGAACUGGAGAAUGACAGCCUGACAAAUGGUGACCUGAAGAGCAAACUGAAACAAGAGAACACACAGCUUGUUCACAGAGUUCAUGAGCUAGAAGAACUAUUGAAGGACCAAGAAACAUCGGCAGAACAGACACUGGAAGAAGAGAUAAAGAGACAUAGAGAAGCAUAUAGCAAAUAUGAAAAAGAGAAAGGCACUGAAAUUGAGCUGCUAAAUACAAGGGUUCAGCAACUGGAAGAUGAAAAUGGUGAGCUGAAAACCACUGUCACGCGACUGAAAUCACAAACAGAGAGACUGGAUGAGGAAAGACAACGCAUGUCGGACAGGUUGGAGGACACCAGUCUGCGGCUGAAGGACGAGAUGGAUUUGUACAAGAGAAUGAUGGACAAGCUGCGGCAGAACAGGCUGGAGUUUAACAAGGAGAGGGAAGCCACACAGGAGCUCAUUGAAGACUUGCGGAAGGAACUGGAGCACCUGCAGCUGUACAAGCUGGAAUGUGAGCGGCCUGGACGUGGGAGAAGCUCUUCAUCCAGCGUGAGUGAAUUCAACGCCAAGACCAGAGAGGUGGAAAUGGAACAUGAAAUAAAACGGCUGAAGCAGGAGAAUCAGAAACUUCGUGACCAAAAUGAUGAUCUUAAUGGACAGAUCCUAAGUCUCAGUCUUUAUGAAGCUAAAAACCUUUUUGCAACACAAACAAAAGCCCAGUCACUGGCUGCUGAAAUUGAUUCUGCAUCAAGAGAUGAGCUCAUGGAGGCCCUUAAAGAACAGGAAGAGAUAAAUUACAGAUUACGACAGUACAUGGACAAGAUCAUUCUGGCAAUCCUAGACCACAACCCAUCUAUCUUGGAAAUAAAGAACUGAAGAGAAUGUGAGAAGGAAAAGCAGUAACUGCCUGACAUUUCUGCACAUGCCACUGGAUCUAAACAUCACUCUGAUACUGUAAAUUAAUCUAUAAAUAUAUAUAUAUACACUAGGUGUGAGUGUGGGUGCGCGGGUGUGUUUAUAUGACGUUUGGUACAUGGUUAUUUGUCACUGAAUUGGCUUGGUCAGACUUUUCCAUGCACUUUCAAUACCUGUGAUAAGAUGGAUACUGUAUAUUAAUGUAAUAACAAUAUAACUGGAUCAUGCUGUUUUAGAUACUGGACAAAAUGACUCUACCUCUAGUUUUAAAGGUAAACAAGACAAUGGAAACAUAUGGAUGUGGCCCUAACUUCAGGAGCAAGAAUUGUUCUUUUGUUCUUCCAGGAAUUUGGGUACCACAAACCAAUUAACAUACCCAGGUUCAGUUCCUGACUGGUGCUGACUGUGUAAUUUCCUACUUGAUUUAGUUUUAGUACUUAAACCACACAAAGAGUAAAAAAACCCCGAACUCUGGGGAAAAGGAAAGACACAAAGUGAAAGGGAAGAAGAGGAAGAUAUUGCAGAAUUGUUGUUAGUUGUGAAAAAUCACCAUCCACCUGUUUGCCACUGUCAGCACAAAGUGCUUUUUCUGUAAAUCACUUUGGAGCCUGCUUUGGGAUGCUCUGAGCCAUCCUGCUCUUUAGUGUGUGUAAGCAUGUGUACUUUUUAUGCCAGGGUCCCUGUAGCACUGAGGCUAAGAAGCUCUUCAAACCCAUUCCCCUAUUUUCAGGGGUUUUAUCCUGGGCCAUUAAGAUGAAUUCUGAUCCCCUCACCCUCAAUUUGAAAUAUUUCACUAAAGCAACAUGUUCCAGUUCUUACCAAGAAAAAAAGGAAAUGGAACAAAAAAAAAAAAAGACAAGUUGCAUGAAAUGGCUCACUUCAGGGCUCACUUCAGGGGGAGGAGAAGCAGCCCUUGAAACUGUGCUGAGUUGCUUUUCCGCCCCAGAUAGACUGCACUCCUGAGAGAUGUUUUGUGGGCAAGCUCUGGAGGGGACUGUCUGGGUCCUUACACAGUGCUGGAGAGAAGUGUGCUGUGGAGUGACUUUUACCUAUGGGGCACUAAAAAGAAAACCAGCUUGGUCUUGCAGAAGUUGCCAAUCCAGAGUGAGUACACACAUGCAUAUCUAAAGCUGUGACUAGGGAACAUGUCCUGAUUCAGAUGAGCAGUUGUGCAGGUGCUGAACUUUAAAUGUGUGCUGUGACUGCUCAUAGAAGUCAGUGGGACAGAACAUAAGCUUUAAAGUUGAGUGUAUGCUUAAAUGCUGCCUUAAAUAGAGAUGGACUUCAACAUGUGCCUGUGUUCUCCUGAGCUGGAUGUCUACUGUAGGGCUAGGACCUUUUUAAUUAAGUAGAGUAGCUUAUAUAAGGAGCUUAUGGGAUUGUUUGGAUAGGUGAAUGCCAAAACAAAAAUUGAUGAUUUUAUUCCAUGCACUUUUUUUAAAGAAAAGAUGUCACCCUCUUGAUUCACACCAACUGGCCCAGAAAUACAGGCCCAAGAAUCUGGCUGUCCCCAAUGCCUAGAGAUGUUCCCUCUAUUGAAUACACUCCCCAGAGGAAUGUUACAGUAGCAAUGACUGUGCUUUUCUAUGUAUGUAUUUGCUGUUGGCAGUGUCUUGCCCCUAGUAUUCUCUUGAUGUAUCUUGGUGUGUAUCUGUGAUGCAUUUUUCCCUGAAUUUGGAUACAUACAAUAUGUAUUCAGUUAUGGAUGUAAAUAUAUAUCUAUUUUUCUGCAAUCUCUGUGCUCUUGCCUUCAGUGGUGGGUUAUUGGAGUGAUGGGAAGGGGGGGAAGUACUGAAAUCGGGCUUUCUUGAAGGCAAGAAAAUAAAACCAACUUGUUUCUAUGUAUCUGCAUUAGGCAGGUGUAAAGUAACUGGAAAGUGAAGGGGACCAGAGGAAUAACUAUGGUAGACACGACACCCCAGAACACAGAGAUGUCUGUAGGGCUUCAAUGCUCUGGGAAAAAUGGUACAGGCUUGUUCAAACAAUGGUGUCUCAGGGCUGGUUUCCCGAGGCUCUAGGGUAAUCUGGAUUUAAAGGCUACUCCAUUUGCUUCUAACUGUGGAGAAGCAGGUGGAACGCCAUGGACACCCUACACAUGAGCCUUUCCCACCUGCUGCUGCUUUGGAUGUGCCACCUAGAAGGUAGGAGAGGAACAGUCAAGCCAGCUCGGUGCUCCCUACAGCUCCCUGCCUACAGGGCUCCUCAUCUGCACUUGGGUGAUAGCAUUUCCCUCUGCCAGGGCCUGUCUGUGGCUUCUGCCAAGGACUUUGUUCUUUUUAUAGGCUACACAAAACUUUCAAAUUGGCAGGUGGCUGCUGCUAAUAACCUGCCAUGAUCAGCAAGUUGCACUUCUCCCCUGCCCUCCUGCAGUGCAUUUAAAUAGGAGUGAAGCUGUUGUGGGUCAUCCUGGUGACUGAAUGUUUUCCCCUGAAUAUUUUUAAGCAGACUGGACUUAGCUUCAAAAUUGUAAUAAUCUAAACCAUGUUCCCAUUAGGAUGGAACAUCAGCAAAUGCUGAGGCAUCACUGAGAGCUAUGCUGAGCACUUGGGAAGCAGAGAGCCUGGCUUGCUUCACUGACAUGGCAGAGCCUGUGGACAUGAACAGAAGGCAGCAUGGCUGUAGGGAUAGCAAAGUUUUUAUGCAGGUAAGAGAUGAGUAGUCAUUAGUAGUGACAAACAGUCACUAACUGUGGCUGAAAUCCUGAAAGCAGUAUUCUAGCCAAGGGUACCCAGCACUGGAUUUUCUAAAGACUUGCAGGACUUCUUGUUUAACUCUGUACCCAACUGCUUUAGCUUUUUAGAAGCUCUUCCUUCCUCCGGUGUUGGCAUCUGAAGAAUUGUCUUGGCACCAGGGUGGUGGUGUUUGUAGCUUUGGCUGCAUAAAGCAGUUGCAGUUCUGCUCCUGUGCUCUCUUCGUGUGGUUCUGCUCUUUUGUUCAAGGACAUACCCAGAUACUUGCUGUGUUUGACAAAACAUGUGAGGUGGAGGUAUGAGAGGCAUUUCACUGGCAGAUACAUUUUCAUCUAAGGUAUCCACCUCUAAAAAUACCAAUUACCAAUUGCAUUCUUAGGCUGAAUAACUGCAGUAACUACAGAUAUUAGACCAACCUGUCUGCAACCCAAGCCUUGGAGACCACUUCUAUCCAAGAAAAGAUGUUUUAUGAUGUGCAGGUGACUUGGUAAUAAGGGAUCCCUUGGUGGGUCAGUGGGACAGGGAGAAGAGCAAUCACAUGGAUGGGAGAUAGGGAGGUAUCAGUUCCAGGUCUAUUCUUGGUACAUUUCUUAUUCUUCAUUGUGAGCUUCCUUUGUGCUCACAGGCUGGCUGGGGAAGCACCCUCUGCCUCUGUCAGCUUUACUGUUGGGGGAACAAUGGCUUCACUUCCCUGGGUAAAUCACUUCAAGCACAGGGCUGUGGUAUCAGUAAAUGUCCCUGUGUCAAAGCCACGCUUCUCGUUUAACCCUCGGGGAUGCAAACACAAUCCAAGGUACUGUAUCUUGAUAUGCUCCCGAAUUCAUUCUGCUGUAGAUUGUGACAGGCUAAGUGCUAUUCUGGUCAAACCAGUUGCAAACCACUGCAGGUAUUUUUGUGUAGUGUAAAAAAAAAAAAAAGACCUAUUUCUGGCUAGAAGCUGUCCUUUGUCAGGCUGAUCCCCCACAUGAGCUCCUGCAGAAAAGCUACCUCUUUAAAACUUGCACUUAAGAGCAUCUGAAAUGUAGUCUCUCCAGAUUUUUCUGAUGUUGGCUGUUUCCCUCUAGACACCAGUCUUAGCUGCUGCCUAGUUCUGAUUUCAGAAUGUGAUGCUGAGUCAAACCUUCCCUGACAUCAAAGAGUAUUUUUUUGGGUGUUUUUAAUGAUGCCUGUCAAAGCCUCAAGCUGCUGCAGGAUUUGUCACCUUUUGAAGGGCAACAGUGACAAACUGGAACCAUCACAUAGAUUUGUAAGGAGAUUUUACUAUGCAAAUUAGUGUCAGGUUUCAAAAACAAACCCCCCCAUCCAAUACACUUGCUGACAACUUUCCUUUUCUGUUCUUGGGAGAAGCUGUGCUGUCCCUCAGCCAGCUCUGUAGGCAGUUGGACACAGCCUCAUUAAUUCUCAAAGACAGGCACAUUAACAAAUAUUUUGCUGUCUGAGUGCAGCAAAGCUCUGUUUCUUUUGGUAGCACCACGGUCCUUGCCAGAAAGGAUCUUGGCCUACAGGAUCUGGGCUCCCUAAUCCAGUGAGUAAUUGAGGGCUUGGAAGCUGAUCUAUAAACAUGCACCAUGUCCUGCUGCUUCAGUCACUGCUCAGUGGUCUCUGCGUCGGAGCACUGGUGACAUGGGAUGAAUCUAAGAACUGGCAUUUACAAAAUAAAUGGCUACUUUCCCCCUUCUUUUAUGGCUGUGAAUAUACAGUGGUUUUUCUCUUAAAACAAAUAUGUAUGGUGUGGCCUGAGGAUUUUUUUCCAAGGAGGGAAGGAAGUAGCAGCUGAUCAAGCAUUUGCCAAAUCAGUGGCUUGGCUUCUAGCAACUGAAAUCAAAACUUGACUCAAACUUUAACUGAGCAGUUCCUGGAUUGGUUCUGGUGUAAGUAGCAAUGCUUAUAUCCUCAUUAUGUCAUUUGUUACCAAGAAGCAUUGUGAAGAAGGCAUGAGAGGUGGUGGAACAGCUGAUUUUAAAGGAUAUAGUUCAACAGUUGCUGGCAUUUUGUUCAUUUGCAGCAUCCUCUGGGUUGUUUUCUUGGUGUUUUCAGUUCAAAAUGUCAUCCCUAGGAGCAGUUUGCUGUUGAAGCAUGUGGCAUGUGUGGGUUUCUUAUUUAAUGAAACUGUGCAUGUACCUUUAGAGGUUGGUAAGGAUUGCAGCAGGUGUUUAGUAUGAACCUUGUAGUUCUGCAUAGUGCCCUGAGAGUUGCUCUGAUGUGCAACAGUAGUUUCUUUGUGGGAUUCUUCCCCAGUGUAGGCUCUGUUGACAUUUACCCUCUUGCUCUUGUUCCCAGCCACUGUGCCUGCUGGCAGAGUGUGCCAAGGGCUGCAGCUUUGAGCAGAUGGGAGGGACAAACAUGGUAUUGUCAGCUUCAGGAUGCUUUUACCUACUGAGAUGAAGAAUUUUAGCCCUGUCUUUAUACCAGGUCAGUCCUGUCCACACCUUUUGUGUGGUCCUGAAAGCAAGUUGUGUGCCAUCUACAUGACAAAAUGUUGUAGCUGAUGCAUAUAGGGUGGAUAAGCCUGAAGUCCAUAAGUUUUGCCUGGAUUCUGUGUUGCUUCCCAUUCACAUGCUGCACUUCCACCCUCUGUUUGCAAGGCACUGCCCCAGCAGCUUUGCCAAGCCAGGGUACCUUACAGAUCACGACAGCAGCCUGUUAAGAUGGAAACAUCUGCAGCUAGGGGCACUGUACCGUGCUUUGCCACAGUGUGGAGCCAGCUGACAGUGUCGUGGGGUGUUCCUUGAGGGUUUUUAGCUUCCUUAAUGUCUCCAAGUUUCGUUCCACUGUGAGGGUCGAACGGAUUCAAACACAAAGAGAUUACUUUGUACUGAAAUGUUAAACCUAAUGAAAACACAUAACAAACAUGGAUUUCUGUGGGUAUGGUUUGGGCACCUACCCCUAGAACCUGUGUUUUAUGUAGGUGGUGUUAGGGGUGCAGCUGUGAUAUCUGAGCUGUCAGCUUUCUCAUCACCCUUCUCUGAGAGUGACAUUUAACCCCAGUAAAGCCCAUUGCACCCUGUGAAGGGCAAAGGUGGUUGUUCUGGCAGACACACGCUCAGUAGCAGACAGUAAGUGCUGCAGUGGUGCUGCAGUUACUCUUCCACCCAGACAACUGGAGCAGUUACCUUACACCACCCAACAUCAGCCCCAUUUUAUUUGAUUCCCUUUCUGUAGCUGGAUUAUUCUGGCUUUGCAGAAAGGAAGUCAGAAGGGGAAACCAAGAAGUUCAUAUCAUGAGAACACUGUGGUGUGCUACAGGGCAGUAAAUGUUGCACUGAUGGUAUGUUUAAAUACUGAGAUACUUUGAAAAUUACUGUAAGAUCACUCGUGGGAGCCAUUUGUUUUGCAUUGUUGCACAGGCUGUACUCACCUUCUUUGCAUGGUUAUGUAUUUUAGUACUUGUGCCUUUUACUUCUCAGUCGUGAGGAUACGUUUUAGUUUCACAUUUUAUCUCCUGUUUUGGGCACUUUCUGUGGACCCUUCAUUUGAUCUUCAUCUCUGGUUUUUGUGUAAUGUACAUGUGUAUAUAUGAAAUAGAUCUGAUUUGUAUUCAUGUGCCUCUGAGAUGUAAAAAGUACUCAUUUUGUACAGGUUUUUUUAGAAGCACUAGGUCAUGGUCUAAAUUAUGUAGCAAAUGAAAUUUAACACAAUUAGCAGGUCUUUGUCUUCUUGUAGAAAUGUUGUGUCAGGUAACUGGUCUCUUUUGUAAGGCAAUGUCACACACACACUCCCCAGAUGUACUGUUCUAGUAUGGUUAUGAGCCCAAUUCUGUCCACUUGUUGGCUUCAAUGAAUUCAGAAUAAUAAAACACCUCACCAAACAUUACAGCCCUGACUUGGUGUUUAUAGUUUUUAUUCACACUAAAGCCAGUUUGCUCCUUUUUAUGCUUGGAAAUGAA
Colius striatus (speckled mousebird) is the source of this 8258-nucleotide messenger RNA. RefSeq names its product RAB11 family interacting protein 4 (gene RAB11FIP4). Gene Ontology annotation, biological process: regulation of cytokinesis; endocytic recycling. The record is from RefSeq and is a predicted model, not a curated record. The transcript is spliced from 13 exons. NCBI's taxonomy places the organism in Eukaryota, Metazoa, Chordata, Aves, Coliiformes, Coliidae. The coding region runs from base 153 to 1643 and encodes 496 amino acids. Gene Ontology annotation, cellular component: cleavage furrow; endocytic vesicle; recycling endosome membrane.